AUGGUCGGGCCGCAAUUCUCGUGUUCCUUUUCCUUUCCUUGGGGACUGGCACUGACAACAACAAAAACAGACUUCGAUUUUGGUGAUGCAAAGCUAAUCGAGCUCUCGAGCCGGUUGAAGUUCCCAUGGCUGCUUUCAAAUGGUUUUCACCACCCUGCUGGAGAUCGAAAAAGAUUGCUCGGUUCUGGUCAAGAGUAUCUCGUCCGGCACCUGGACAAUGGUCUUCGAGUUGGAUCCAUAGGGCUUGCUGGGACUGACUGGCCAUCAAAUUGCUCGGCCCUGCCACCCUGCGAGAUUGAAUCACCGGUUCAAGCCGCUUGUCGUUUAGCACGCCACCUGCGGGUAAAUGAGCGCUGCGAUCUAGUUAUUGCACUGACGCACAUGCGAGUCCCGGAAGAUAUGGACGUAGCGAAUGCAACUGCCACGGGAGACAGCAGAAUCGACUUGCUACUCGGCGGGCAUGACCAUGAAGUAGUAAGAAGGUUUGCAGGCGACACAGAUUUAACUGCAGAGAACGUCGAGCAGGGACGCAAAGUCUCUGACCUUGAAGUCGACGGGAGGCUUCCUGAGGCUGAAGGCAACAUCAGACUCGUCAAGAGCGGGACAGACUGGAGAGCCUUGUCGCUAGUACGACUGAUUGUUCAAAGAGACGAAAAUGGGACAGUGGUAGGGUCUACCGUGAAAUUGCAACAAUACACCGAUACCCAAGCCGCCAUAGCGACACCGCAGCCACCAUCCAACGUAAUCGAAAUGCUAGAGGAAAUCCACGGUCGAGUUGGAAAGCGAGUCCAAAAGCCGCUCUUGCACUCUGCUGUCCCGCUCGACGGCCGCAACUUUGCAAUUCGAAGCCAAGAGACAAACCUUGGCAAUAUGCUGGCUGACGCCGUUCGGGCGUUCUAUGACACCGAGGUGGGCUUCUUCAACGGUGGUGGGGUCAGGAGUGACCUGAUCCUGAAGGCUACCGUGCCCGACGGCGAACCCUUGCUAGUCAGAGACAUUAUCAAUAUUUGCCCAUUUGGGAAUAGCCUUGUCGUCAAGCGGCUCACGGGCGAAGCCAUCCGGCUUGCACUAGAGAACUCCGUGUCUGACAAGCAUACGGAUGGCCGAUUCCUGCAGAUCUCGGGAUUGCGGAUGGUAGCGAGCUGGCAACGGCCGGAAGGGUCUCGGGUUGUAGACGUCUUUCUCGAAAAGCCUAAUGGUAGCCUUGAGCCGCUGGAGCCAGUCCGUACCUAUACUGUCGCCAUGCCAGGAUUCAUCGCGCAGGGGUUCGACGGCUUUUCCUGGUUUCCACAGAUGGAGACCAUCGUAGGGGAAGAAGCAGCAAUGACGGAUUCAGGUUUGCUCCUUGCUAUGCUUGGGCACAGCGAAGAACGCGCGGAUGGCGAUUCAGAUCAUAAUGCUCAUGCCACGGGCAUUGAGCGAGCCCGCACGCUGACUAUUGUCGGCCAAACCCCUUCUGAUUCUUUACCCAUUGUGAGUCCUGUUGUAGAAAAUAGAAUCAGGUUUGUCGGGUUAUAG
This is a messenger RNA of Aspergillus puulaauensis, 1518 nucleotides long. RefSeq names its product bifunctional metallophosphatase/5'-nucleotidase. The transcript has 4 exons. The record is from RefSeq and is a predicted model, not a curated record. Lineage: Eukaryota; Fungi; Ascomycota; Eurotiomycetes; Eurotiales; Aspergillaceae. Gene Ontology annotation, biological process: nucleotide catabolic process. The coding region runs from base 1 to 1518 and encodes 505 amino acids. Gene Ontology annotation, molecular function: hydrolase activity.